AGGGCUUCUACAAUUUUUCUUAUGGCCAAGAUAGUGACAGAGUAAACGCAAUUGGUCUGUGCAGAGGAAAUGUUAAGCCAGAUGCUUGCCGUAGUUGCCUAAACGAUUCGAGAGUCCUUCUCACACAGCGUUGUCCAAAUCAGAAAGAGGCCAUUGGGUGGUAUGAUAACUGCAUGCUGCGUUACUCAAACCGCUCAAUAUUUGAGACCAUGGAAGACUCCCCUAGUUUCUUUAUGUGGAACCCUGGUAAUGCAACCAAUGUUGAUCAAUUCAAUCAAGUACUGAGGAACUUGUUAGAUAGCCUCAUAAGCAAUGCUUCAAUAGGGGACUCUCAGCGUAAGUUUGCUGCAGCAAAUGUAUCAGGACCAGGCUUUCAAACUAUAUAUGGUCUUGUGCAGUGUACACCUGACUUGUCAGAACAAGAAUGCAGUAAAUGUUUGUUUGAGGCAAUCACAGUAAUUCCACAUUGUUGUGAUGGCAAGAAAGGUGGUAGAGAUAUAACACCCAGUUGUAACUUCAGAUAUGAGAUAUACCCCUUCUACGAUUCUACCAACGUUGUAUUACCACCACCACUUGCUCUUCCUCCUUCAUCAACAGAUGUCUUGUCCACAGAAGGAAAAAGCAACACAUCUCGAACUGUAAUAGCAAUAGUUGUGCCAAUUAUUGCCUUUGUCACACUAGUAAUCCUUAUCUGCAUCUAUUUAAGAAUGAGGUCACGGAAACAAAUUGAAGUUGAAGCAGAAAAUGAUGAUGAAAUUGGAUCAGUGGAGACAUUACAAUUGGACUUCGCCACAAUCGUGGCUGCUACCAACAACUUUUCUGAUGCAAAUAAGCUAGGACAAGGAGGAUUUGGCCCUGUUUACAAGGGUCGGCUCUCCAAUGGCCAGGAAGUUGCAGUAAAAAGGUUGUCUAGGAAUUCCCUCCAAGGAGACAUGGAGUUCAAGAAUGAAGUGCUCUUAGUGGCCAAGCUUCAGCACCGAAAUUUGGUUAAGCUACUUGGAUUCUGUUUGGAAAGAAGAGAAAGGCUACUGGUAUAUGAAUUUGUUCCUAAUAAAAGCCUUGAUUUCUUCAUAUUUGAUCAAAUUAGACGUUCACAGUUGGAUUGGGAAAAACGGUACAAAAUCAUAAGAGGCAUUACUAGAGGUCUUCUUUACCUUCACGAAGAUUCACGAUUGAGAAUUAUUCAUCGUGAUCUUAAAGCAAGCAACAUUCUAUUAGAUGCAGUGAUGCAUCCUAAAGUAUCAGAUUUUGGUAUGGCAAGAUUAGUCGAAAUUGAUCAAACUCAAGGCAAUACUAAUAGAAUUGUUGGAACAUAUGGUUACAUGGCACCAGAGUAUGUUAUGUAUGGACAAUUCUCGGUGAAGUCUGAUGUUUUUAGUUUUGGUGUACUGGUUUUGGAGAUUGUAAGUGGCCAGAAAAAUAGUUGCGCACGUAGAGGGGAGAAUGUAGUGGAUCUACUAACUUCUACUAGGCAAAACUGGAGGGAAGGAACAGCCUCAAACAUUGUUGAUCCGGCAAUCACUGAUGGUUCGAGAAAUGAAAUGAUGAGAUGUAUCCACAUUGCGUUGCUUUGUGUUCAGGAAAAUGUGGCUGAUAGACCAACCAUGGCUUCUGUUGCACUUAUGCUUAACAGCUACUCUGUUACUCUUCCAUUGCCUUCACAACCUGCUUUCUCUAUUGAUAGUAGAAGUUUAUCAGUGAUUCAAUCAGAAGAGAAUGAUUCAGAGGCAGGAACAUCAGAAGAAUCAAAUAUUCAAUCUGUACAAGCAUCUGUAAACGAGGCUUCCAUUACUGAGCCAUUUCCUCGCUAGCUAGAGUUUACUCAUCAAAGUCACACUUGUAGACUCGUACUUACCGAUUUCUUAUUUCUUCUGCUUUUUUUUCACUGUACCCGUUACCGGGAAUAAACUGAUUAUGUAUCGUAAGAACUUUUAACAAAACAGAUACACAUAAAAGAUAGGUGUAUCUCUGCUGCUGGAAGUUUCCUGGAAAAAGAAGCUGGAAGUAAACUUGUUUUUAUGA
Molecule: messenger RNA, 2022 nt
Organism: Cajanus cajan (pigeon pea)
Lineage: Eukaryota; Viridiplantae; Streptophyta; Magnoliopsida; Fabales; Fabaceae
Source: RefSeq, a predicted model, not a curated record